CUGUUUGUGGCGGUGCUGUCAGUCACUGUUGCCUUAUGCGCGCGUGGUUCCGGUGGCUCGUCGACCACUGCAGGUGGAUCCACGAAGCUUCAGCGCUACGUGCUGCCCACUGCAGGAGUGUCUUUGGCUCGCGUUCCCUGCUGUUAAUGCGCAGUUACUUUAACCAACCAACGGUCACAUUUUUAAGAAGCAAGCGAAGGUUGUCCAAUGGGAGAUCUGCGAGGUGGGCCGUAGCUGUCACCGCUGCAGUGUGAACAAAGAGGGACGGUACAGUUACGAGGAGGCGGUCUGGAGUGUGACAUUCGGCUUUACCCUUUUACGCACCGACUGGAGAAUUACACAGUCGGACAGAGACGCUCGACAAGUUCGCACGACUGGCCCGUCUGUGUGCAUUUAAAGGAUUCGCUGUUGUCGUCGCAUUUAAUUUGCCUUUUGGCAGAAUGUCUCUCGUAGAGGAGUACGAAGAAGGGGAAUACGAGAGGGCGCCCAAGCGGCUGAAGACGGCGGAGGUAGAGGAGGGCGAGGACUUGGAAGAAGGAGAGGAUUCAGACUCCGCAUCAACAGGGCUGCUAGGAGACGAGGAGGAUGUAGCUGGUCCAGGUGGCGAAAAGAGGGCCCAUUGGUCAACAUCGAAAUACGGAUCAGCACGAAGGGACAAUGGGGACGACGCCCACAGGAUCGCCCCGUCUCCGGUGGUCCACGUGCGGGGGCUCUGUGAGUCUGUGGUGGAGGCUGACCUGGUGGAGGCUCUGGAGAAAUUUGGGACUAUCUGCUACGUGAUGAUGAUGCCCUUCAAGCGGCAGGCGCUGGUGGAGUUUGAGGGGGUGGAGAGCGCGGAUAAGUGCGUGGCGUGCGGGGCCAGCGAGGCCGUCUACAUCGCCGGGCAACAAGCCUUCUUCAACUACUCCACCAGCAAGAGGAUCACGCGCCCCACCAACGCCGACAACCCCAACAGCGGGAACAAAGUGCUGCUGCUGUCCAUCCAGAACCCACUGUACCCCAUCACUACGGAUGUAUUGUACACGGUGUGCAACCCGAUCGGUAACGUGCUGCGAAUCGUCAUAUUCAAGAGGAACGGGAUCCAGGCCAUGGUGGAGUUUGAAUCUGUCCAGAGUGCCCAGAAAUCAAAAGCAGCUCUCAACGGAGCAGAUAUUUAUGCCGGGUGCUGCACGCUGAAAAUCGAAUAUGCCCGGCCGACACGCCUGAAUGUAAUAAGGAAUGAUAACGACAGCUGGGACUACACAAAGCCAUACCUGGUCAGACGAGGCGUUUCAGAACGUGGGAAGGGGAGACACAGGCAGGCUAUCCUGGGAGAGCACCCGUCCUCUUACAGCGACAAUGGCUACGGUACACACUGCCCCCUGCUGCCCCUCCCCAGCAACAACAGGUACAAGAUGAGCUCGCAGGACGUCCCAGACGUGGUGGCGUACCCGCUGCCCCAGUCCUCCGCUUACAUGCCCCACUCCUCCAGCUCCGUCGCCAUGGUGAGCGGCCUGCACCCCGCCAAUAUGAACUGCACCAGGAUCUUCAACCUCUUCUGUCUCUAUGGCAACAUUGAGAAGGUGAAGUUCAUGAAGAGCGUUCCAGGCACGGCGCUGGUGGAGAUGGGCGAGGAGUACGCCGUCGACCGCGCCAUCACACACCUCAACAGCAUAAAGCUGUUUGGCAAGAGGCUCAACGUUUGCGUAUCCAAGCAACACGCCGUCAUCCCCAGUCAGGUGUUUGAGCUGGAGGACGGCACCAGCAGCUACAAAGACUUCGCCAUGACCCGAAACAACCGCUUCACCAGCGCGGGGCAGGCCUCCAAAAACAUCAUCCAGCCGCCGUCCUGCGUGCUGCACUUCUACAACGUCCCGCCCUGCGUCACCCAGGAGGAGCUGCUGAGGCUUUGUACAGACCACGAUGUUCCUGGUUUUGUCAAGUUCAAGGUGUUUGAUGCGAAACCCUCCAGUAAAACCAUCUCGGGGCUGCUAGAGUUUGACACCAAGACGCAUGCUGUGGAGGUGCUGACGGUGCUGAACCACUACCAGAUCCGAAUACCAAAUGGCUCCAAUCCCUACACCCUGAAGCUGUGCUUCUCCACCUCCUCACACCUGUGAGAGCCUGUGUGGGCGGGGCAGGCCAGGUGGGGCGCCAGCAGGUGUGGUCAGGAGGGGCUAGCAGAGGGGCAGGAGUGGAGCUGCACUGAAGAGGAAGAGGAGGAGGAGGAGCGCAGGAUGAAGAUUCCUUCCUCAUCACAACCCAAUGCGACACACCCUGCGACAAGAGGACACACACACCGCUAAUACACAAGAGCAAAACACAGAUGCUUUUAUUGUAUUCAGUUUCCAUCUGAAUGCACACACACACUCACACACACACACACACACCCAUAUACACACACACAGGCAAACACACACAUACACACAUGGACACACAAACACACACACACACACACAGACACACAUACGUAAACAUACAGGUACACACCCGCAGCCACGCACGCACGUGCACACACACACACACACACACACACAUCCACCAGGAUUUGUCUUUGGCUUUUAAAAAUAAUGUACCUGUUUGGCCUGUCUGACGGUUGCCCAUGGUUACAUAUAUAAGUGAUGUCACAGGCCUGUACUGAGCUGUGUAGCGCUAACCAAACACACCGAUCUGUGUAGCGUAGCUGAAUUCACUGGGUACAACAGCCUGGCCAACCUCUCUAAAGAUCAACGAACAAAGUGUUUAUAGCCUUGUAAAAUUUAGACCACAUUGUAAUAUAUAAAUGUGUAUAGUAUUUGAAAUUGGGUUUGGGUGGGCUGGGCUAGGACUGCUGACAUAUGAUCUAAGACCUGGUGUCUGAGAGGAGAGCGUAGUUUUACUGUUGGGAGGGGGCAUUUUGAGUUUUAGGCUCUGUUGUUGUAUAGUGUUUACACAUGAAGGUCCAGGCUUUGUGUUGAUGUCAUUGUACCCCUGUGCACACGGCCAUGUCUGGGGUUUUAGCUGUCAGCAUGACGGUCAUUAAACGUUUUGCCGGUUG
Anguilla anguilla (European eel) is the source of this 3016-nucleotide messenger RNA. RefSeq names its product heterogeneous nuclear ribonucleoprotein L-like. The coding region runs from base 441 to 2099 and encodes 552 amino acids. NCBI's taxonomy places the organism in Eukaryota, Metazoa, Chordata, Actinopteri, Anguilliformes, Anguillidae. Gene Ontology annotation, cellular component: nucleus. The transcript has 13 exons. Gene Ontology annotation, biological process: mRNA processing; regulation of RNA splicing. Gene Ontology annotation, molecular function: mRNA binding. The record is from RefSeq and is a predicted model, not a curated record.